Messenger RNA from Danio rerio (zebrafish), 6281 nucleotides. Lineage: Eukaryota; Metazoa; Chordata; Actinopteri; Cypriniformes; Danionidae. The record is from RefSeq and is a predicted model, not a curated record.
UUAAUAUUAAUAAACCAAUCCUUCACCGUAGUAGGAAUAAACUCAGCACAGACAGUGGAGGGUGUUGAAGAGCCAAUGAUCUAAAAGCAACACAACGAUUGGUCGUAUCUGCGCACGGCGGAGGAGCUUGCGAAAUUAAGGGGACUGCAAGUGUCCAACACUUACAAUGAAACCCUGCUUGCUCAAGAAGGAGACUGGCGCACGACACACAAUGUCCCAAUCCAUUUGGAAGUAACUCACGCGACAGCCUAUAGCCUGCUAUCUUCAUAAUCUAAAAUAUCGUCUUGCUAUUUAAAGUCGUUUCGGAGUUUUCAUCUGGAGGUUCCUGCUGUUGAGAAUAGUUUUGAACGCUCGCGUCAUGGAGUACACCUCUUCCCCAAAACCUCAGCUCUCUUCCAGAGCGAACGCUUUCUCCAUAGCCGCACUCAUGUCAAGUGGGAAAACCAAGGACAAGGAGUCCGAGGAAAACACCAUAAAGCCGCUGGAACAAUUCGUGGAAAAGUCGUCAUGCCAUCCAAACCUCGGCGACCUUCCUCCGCUGGAGACCCACAGCGACUUCAGCAGCGGCGGCGGCACCGGCAGCGGCGCUCCAUUAUGCACGGAGCCGCUCAUCCCGACGACUCCCGGUGUGCCGAGCGAGGAGAUGGCCAAGAUUUCCUGCAGCCUCGAGACCAAAGAGCUGUGGGACAAGUUUCACGAACUCGGCACUGAAAUGAUUAUUACAAAGUCUGGAAGACGAAUGUUUCCGACAAUUCGUGUGUCAUUUUCCGGAGUGGACCCAGACGCCAAAUACAUUGUGCUAAUGGACAUAGUUCCGGUGGACAAUAAGAGAUAUCGAUACGCCUACCAUAGAUCUUCAUGGCUGGUGGCGGGAAAGGCAGAUCCACCUUUACCUGCUAGGUUAUAUGUUCAUCCAGAUUCGCCAUUCACAGGAGAACAGCUGUUGAAACAAAUGGUUUCUUUCGAAAAAGUGAAGCUUACAAAUAACGAACUGGACCAGCACGGACAUAUCAUCCUCAACUCCAUGCACAAGUACCAACCCCGAGUUCAUAUCAUCAAGAAGAAAGAUCACACCGCGUCUCUGCUAAAUCUGAAGUCUGAAGAGUUUCGCACUUUUGUCUUCACCGAGACGGUUUUCACUGCAGUAACUGCUUACCAGAACCAGCUGAUAACCAGACUCAAGAUUGACAGCAACCCGUUUGCCAAAGGCUUCAGAGACUCCUCCAGACUCACGGAUAUUGAGAGUAGGGAAAGUGUUGAGAGUUUGAUCCACAAGCACUCUUACGCCCGGUCACCCAUCCGGACUUAUGCUGGAGAUGAAGAGACUCUGGGAGAAGAAGGACAUUCAGCACACAGUAGAGGUUCAGCGUUCACUGCAUCUGACAACCUCUCCCUCAGCUCUUGGGUGACCACCACAUCUGGUUUCUCUGGCUUUCAGCACCCUCAGUCUCUGUCUGCCAUCGGCACCAGCACGGCGUCCCUGGCCAGUCCUCUCCCGCACCCCAUCCAGGGCUCCCUCCCCCCCUACAGUCGUCUGGGAAUGCCCCUUACUCCAUCCGCCCUCGCCAGCUCCAUGCAGGCCACCGGACCCACCUUCCCCUCCUUCCACAUGCCGCGCUACCACCACUACUUCCAGCAAGGGCCCUACGCCGCCAUCCAGGGACUGCGGCACUCUUCAACAGUCAUGACCCCGUUUGUAUGAUUCCUGACACUGCAGAGUGAUACCAUUUACCUUUCGCUGGCAUGCGAAUUCACACACGCAAAAAAAACACACGCUUACGAAAUGUAAAUAACAGUACCGGACGACCUGGACGUGCUGCGUCGCGCAGUUGUGCUGGAGAAUAGAAAAAGGUGAAGGGACUUCGAGCAUGAGUUUUAGCGAUGAUAAGAGAACUGCAGAUGUUUUUGUGCUACCUUUAAAGAUUCAUCUCACAGCAAAUGAUGGAGAUCGCUGAACGCAACACUGGACAACUGCAGAUUUUUAUUUUCCAUGAUGCAUCACGUCUAAAGGGGACAGUUCACCUCAAAAAUGAAAACCUAUCCAAUUAGGUCAUUUCUUUCUUCUGUAGAACAAAAAAGAGGCCUUUUCGGUGGUUAACAAAAUCAGUCCAUGGCUACAGGCACUUUGAGAAUUCAAAAAAUACAGUGAGUAAAAACAAAAUGAAUACCUAUAGUACCUGACAACACACUGAGGUCUUAUCAAAUGCACAGCCUACUUCUUUUUGUCAUGUGCAUGUACAUGGGUGUUUGACAUAUACAGAUUGUGACAACAUAAAAUACCACUAUUGACUUGCAGGCAUUUGUUCAUGUGCAUAAUCUUGCCAACGAAUAAGCGUCUUUAUUCUUUUAAGCAUAGGUCUCAAACUCAAUUCCUGGAGUGCCGCAGCUCUGCACAGUUUUGCUCCAACCCUAUUUAAACAUAGCUGAUUAGAUUAGAUGGAUCAGCUGUAUUUAGGGUUGGAGCAAAACUGUGCAGAGCUGCAGCCCUCCAGAAAUUGAGCUUGAGACUUAUGAUUUAAAGCAAACGUUUUAAAGUGACGGUAUUUUCCAAACUCUUCACACAAUCUCUUGUCUAUGUAUGUGGCAUCCAUUGCUGAAGUUCCAAUAUAAUAAUCGUGAACCAUUACAGGAAACAUGCGGCAAAUUUUGAAUGUCAAAAAACAUGAUUUUCCAACUCCAGUUGUCACUUCACAUUAUAUUCACAUUUAUUAUUUGGCCAUACAUCUAUCACCUUCUAGUAGCUACAUAAAGAAAAACAGGAGUGUAAAACUGGGCCAUAGAUCUGCCUGGUUUUAGAUUUGUAGGGAUGGCCUACUUGAAACUGACGUGUCGACACAUUGUCGCGAUAUUGAAGCGGAAGUGUUUCAAAACACUGCACCGAAGCAUGGUCACAUGACUGAGGUGAUUCAAAACACCCAGAUCACGUGACUAAAGUGUUUUGAAACACUAGGUCACAUGACUAAAGUGUUUUGAAACACCAGGUUACGUGACAAAAGUGUAUUGAAACACCAGGUCACGUGAAUAAAGUGUUUUGAAACACCAGGUCAUGUGACAAAGGUGAUUCUAAACUCCUAUGUCAUGUGACUAGUGUUUCGAAACACCAGGUCACAUGACUAAAGUGUUUUGAAACACCAGGUCAUGUGACUAAGGUGAUUCUAAACACCUAUGUAACGUGACUAAAGUGUUUCGACACACCAGGCUAUGUGACUAAAGCGAUUCAAAGCAUCAGUCAUUUCAGAAGUGUUUUGAAACCUGGCAAAUCUGCGUUUAAUUGACAGGGUCGGACCAAUCAUUUCAUGUAGCAUAGUAAAUAGUGCGUUUGCACAUAGUACCUGUGCUUCAAAAGUCCUGAGUUCGAAUAUCGCAAAUACUCUGAAAUAAUGACUUUGUGUGUUUUAAUAAUGUUAAUUUUUUGACUAUUUUCAUUUGUAUAUCAGACCAAUGUUAAAGCAAACGCAUUACAAGAACAGAGCAUUUAAAAACAAAAGUCUAUAUAGCUGCUGCACCCUGGAUUCAAAUUAUCUCUGCAUGCUAGUCUGGAACUCUCACCGCUCCACUAAAUCCCUUGAAACAUCAAUGCUGAGGUACAAUUCCUCAGUUUCUUUGCUGAAGCUGUUUUAGAGCAAUACAUAAAUAUGAUUACUAGGUGUCACUGUAGAGAUGGGUUUCGAAACGUUUUGAAGCUUCAACACAUUUGCUUCGACUGUUUCAGUGUCUCAUGAAGCCUCACUUCACUACAGGUCUAUAGACGCUCCCUAUAGCAGGGUCACCAAUCUCGUUCCUGGAGGUCCGGUGCCCUGCAGGGUUUAGCUCCAACUUGGCUUGUUUGAUUGGGGUUGGAGCUAAAAUCUGCAGGACACUGGACCUCCAGGAACAGGUUUGGUGUUCCCUGCCCAAUAGCAAAGGAAACAGUAGCUAGCCACCUAGUGGAACAAUUUAUUACUGCGAAAAUCUAAAUGCGGAUUUGCAUACACAUUGUUACAUUGUUUUAGCAGUGUGCGUACAACGCAUGUACUAUUCUAAUACAAAAGUAGGUCACACACAUUGACCUUCUCGUAAGCAUAAAAAGUACUCUUAAAGUUUAACAAUAAAUAUGUGGACACAAAUUCACAAACAAAUUUAGUUUGUUUAUAAUGAAAUCAGAGGAUGCGCAUAAAAAAUGUUCAUAAAAAUGCUUCUUGCCCUUAUCCUGUAUGCUGCAGCCUAUAUAAAAAGCUAUAGCCCUUAGCUUACAUGUAAGAGGCUGUUCACAUAAUGCAUCCAAAACCAUGUCGAAAAUGUAAGGUGUGCUAUUUCCGUCACCGAUUUCAACGUGCUUUUAAACUCAUGCUCCAGUCAUUGCUAAGCAAUCAUCAGCUGCACACUCCAAGCGAGCACCACUGACAAACCUUGCAGCAGCUAUGAUACAAGUUUUAUUUAUGCAGAAAAUUAAAAACCACUCCAGUGUUUGCAUGUUCUUCGUUAAGUUAAUUUGGCUAAUUUAGUUAAAUGUUCUACAGUUAUUACUGAAAUCUGUACAAUCCAUACAAUGCUGGAAGCUGAUUGGUUGGUUCUAGUCACACGACGAGCAGUGCGCUUAGAGAAAUGUUUGAAUAUUUGAGAUAUUUUCACAAUCACAUCGCUCCCUAUUUGUGCACACAUGACAUGUUUCACCAAUAAAAAAUAAAGCACCAAUGUGUAAACGACACCUAGGUUUACGCAUGUGUAUAUUUAACUUUAAAUAGGGAUUGUUUUUUGCACAUGAUGAUCAUUUCACUUCAGAAGACCUCAAUGUAUUGUCUAGAGCCUAGGGUAUUAAUUUUAUUUUGUCUGUAUGUGUGGGGUUUUAUUUUGGCCUCUCAAAGUGCAAGUAGUCAUUGAAUUGCAUUUUAUGUCAUAACCAAGGAUCACUGUUUCAGCCAAAAAAAAAAAAAACUUUCUGAUUUAAAAAAAAGAAAAAUUAUAAUAAUAAAUAAUUCACCUACAUUUUGGACCUUGAAAUCAAGAAACAGCAACAUUUCUUUUGUGGGUGAACUGCCCCUUUAAGGAUAUCCUUUCAUUCCCUAUCUGUGGAGCUGCCAACCACUCGAACUGUCGACACUAGAGGGCGCUGUGCUUUCUGAAAACUGCAAUACUGGAUGGGAACACAUUUGUGGACUGAAAAAUGUUGACUUUUAUCAUUUGUGUUUGAUAUUUAAGUUAACUGUGUUCUUGAUGAAAAACAAUGAACAUAAAUUUAUCAAAACAAGCGUAAAUAGCAGCUGAUAUAAACCAGCGGACACUGAAGCAUUUGUGUACAUCACAACCAAGAAAUCCACCGAUUUGUGUUUGUCACGUUUUUCCAUUUCUUUCUCAAGGCUCCCAGCAAGCAUUUUUAGUUUCUAAAAUAAGUCUAAUAGAUGUCUAAUAGAUGUCUAAACAUAGGUGGCUUUGUUAAAACACGGCUAAAUUUGAGCUGUCAGUGAACAUCUAAUACACAUCAAAGAAAAGCCCAAAACUAGACUAAUCAUCAAACACAAAAAAAAUGAUCGACUAGAGAUGUGAAGUCUGUCUAAUCUGUAUUUGAUGACUAGUCUAGUUUUGGUCUAUGCUUAGAUGUCUAUUAGAUUUUCGCUGACAGCCCAAAUUUAGUCUUGCUUUAGCCAAGCCAAUCUACGUUUAAAUGCCAGUUAGAGGUCUUAACAGAAAAUUGCUCGGUGGGCUGUUUUGUAGAAGUCUACACCUGUAAAUAAUGGGUUACAUUUAAAAUAAUCGGCUCAUCUUCCCCAGAGGAAUGAGGAAAGUUGUCUGAUUUGUGGCUGAAAGUAUUUCUAUUUGUACAGUCACAUCGGCAACAGUUCAUCGACAUCCUGCAACCAAAUCACAGAGAAAGAGAGCUAUAGCUGUAAUAAAUGGAUGAAGAGGAAAUCAGGACGAACAAACAGAAAUACACAACUAUUUAAACAGAGCCAGUCAAUGCAAAUAACCAGUCUUUGUGCAUUUUGGGAUGUUUUGUUCAGAUUCAGUGUGAUAAUCCACCAUUUCAAGCCAAUGAUUUGUUAUGAAAAGACUGUACAAACGGUUUAUGUAGUUGCAAUAUAUUAGCAGAUGUUAUCUUUUAUUUUUGUUUGUUUGUUUGUGUGUAUUUCUGAGUCAGAUGUGUCCUACUCAUAAGGAGAUAUCUGAUAGUUUUUGUUUCGAUGCCUUUUUUUUAAGUGCAAUAUAUUUAUUUCAGCUAUGAAAAAGAUAUGGCUAAUGUAAUAUUUGAAGCAAUGAUAGAUGUUAUUUGUAAACAAAAAGAAAUAUAUAUCACUGCAAAAUAA